GUAGCAUGUACAGCUUAGCUGAGUUAAUAUUGCUCUAGGACCUUAACUCUUGCAAACUUGAGGAUCAGAAGGCAACGUUAUAGUUGCAUUAAGAUAAAUAUUUGCUGUUUAUAAGCAUUUACUACGAUGUAAGAGUAAUGGGCGACUCAUUAUUACACCGCAGAUAUGUAGCUGCUCCCCACCAGAUUCGCAGUUAAUAUACCUAGGUAUAUCUCGAUUAACUGCUAGAAUCUGAACUCCUGUUCUGUUGGGUUUAAGGAGAUAAGCAUCCCUGAUGGUCCUCCCCCUUUUCCCUAGAAACAUCUCUGUGCCUUAGAAGGCCUUGGGAAAAACCUUUUUUCAACCCUGUAUACCACUUUGUCAGUAUCGUUUAUCCUGGCUAGCAUAUUGGUGCGUUACUGGGUUAUGCCAGACAAAGUAGUAACCUACUUUUUUUUCUGGAUUUAAUCCAUAUUAGAAAUGUUAUAUGCAGUGAAUACAUGGGGGUUGGAACAAGGACCAUGCUUGUAUUGGGAUGCCUUUCUUUGAGUAACGUAAACUUCCUUUUAAUUGUCAUGCAUUUUUCUAGUAAAAGCUCUGCAAGUCUGCAAUAAAAAUGGCCUCCAAUAAAACUACAUUGCACAAAAUGGGAAAGAAACAGAAUGGCAAAGGUAAAAAAGUUGAAGAGGCAGAGCCUGAAGAAUUUGUUGUGGAGAAAGUCCUGGACAGACGUGUUGUAAAUGGAAAGGUGGAAUACUACUUGAAGUGGAAAGGAUUUACAGAUGCUGACAACACAUGGGAACCUGAAGAAAACUUAGACUGUCCAGAGCUAAUCGAAGCUUUUCUGAACUCUCAGAAAGCUGGUAAAGAAAAAACAGAUGGUGCCAAAAGAAAAUCUUUGUCAGACAGUGAAUCUGAUGAUAGUAAAUCAAAGAAAAAGCGUGAUUCUGUUGAUAAACCAAGAGGGUUUGCAAGGGGUCUUGAUCCUGAGCGGAUAAUUGGGGCUACGGAUAGCAGUGGAGAGCUUAUGUUCCUCAUGAAAUGGAAAGACUCUGAUGAGGCAGAUCUGGUCCUGGCCAAAGAAGCUAACGUGAAGUGUCCUCAGAUUGUAAUCGCUUUUUAUGAAGAGCGACUAACUUGGCAUUCAUGCCCAGAAGAUGAAGCACAAUAAUUGUUUGCAUUGCUUUUUUAUAUAUAUGAAUAUUAAAACCUGAAAUUUGAUUUAUUAGCAAUGUGAGAAGCAUACAAGAUUCUAACAAGAAUCAAAUUUGAUAUUUUUUUGAAGUAGUAUGUUUUGCAUCAACAGCAAGUAAAUAAAAGCUUUCUGCAACUUGUUUCAUUUAUCACAAGAGAGCAUUUGAUACUACUACUUCCUCCAUAUUAGGUAAAAGCUUUUAUAAAACAUUCAUAAACUUCCAUAGUUACUACAGAAUCAUAAUGAAUGUCUAAACAAACUCACAGAUGUUUUGUAGUCUUCUAUACUAUUGAUGUGCAUGUAUCUUCUUUACCCAAACCUAGCCCUUUAAAACUGUAGAAUCAUUCUUUUUAGUAUUUGGGAUCACUUGGUCCCAAGAAGACCAGGUGAAAACUAACUUUGUAGUAAUUUGAAUGUUAUCAGACUGUAUAUUGUUUACUUUAUUGUAAAUACUGGUGAACAGUGGUCAAUAAAAUAGUUUUAUAUUCUUCCUUUAUA
Molecule: messenger RNA, 1672 nt
Organism: Fulmarus glacialis (Northern fulmar)
Lineage: Eukaryota; Metazoa; Chordata; Aves; Procellariiformes; Procellariidae
Gene: CBX3
Product: chromobox homolog 3
Exons: 5
Coding region: 596-1150 (184 amino acids)
Biological process (GO): chromatin organization; negative regulation of transcription by RNA polymerase II
Cellular component (GO): nucleus; pericentric heterochromatin
Molecular function (GO): chromatin binding
Source: RefSeq, a predicted model, not a curated record